This is a messenger RNA of Cuscuta europaea, 320 nucleotides long. The record is from the annotation of a GenBank genome assembly. NCBI's taxonomy places the organism in Eukaryota, Viridiplantae, Streptophyta, Magnoliopsida, Solanales, Convolvulaceae.
AAAAAAAAGAAGCAAAAAUUAAGUAUUAAAGGAACACUCAUGGCGGAGCCGAAGAGCACCUUGGAAUCUGUUAGGAAAUGGGUCGUUGAGCACAAGCUUCGAACCGUUGGUUGUUUAUGGUUAAGUGGAAUAGCGGGCUCGAUUGCGUACAAUUGGUCACAACCUAAUAUGAAAACCAGCGUCAAGAUCAUUCAUGCUAGGUUGCAUGCUCAAGCACUCACACUUGCUGCUUUGUCGGGAGCUGCACUUGUCGAGUACUGUGAUCACAAACCGGGUGCUAAGGCAGAGCGUGUUGCCAACUAUCUCAAAGAUUGAAUCUU